GGAGCGGCAAUCAGCUGAUCUUUCCAUUACAGUCCGACAUGUUCGCGCGAAAGCUUGUUCGUGCUUCCUCCCAACUCGUGCCUGUCUUCCAAUCCUCUCCGAAGGCAGCACGGACUUUAACCCAGUGUAGAUAUGUGUCCUCCCAACAAAGCUAUGAGCCUGAAUAUGACAUUGUGGUGGUGGGAGGAGGCAUUGUGGGCAUGGCAACCGCCAGGGAACUCAUCCUGAGACACCCAGAGCUCAAACUGUGUGUUGUUGAGAAGGAGAACAGAUUAGCUGCACAUCAGAGUGGACACAACAGUGGUGUCAUACAUGCUGGAAUCUAUUACAAGCCUGGGUCUCUGAAAGCCAAGCUGUGUGUGGAAGGCCUUCAUCUAGCCUACAGGUACUUAGAAGAAGAAGGUAUCCCAUAUAAGAAGUGUGGUAAACUAAUUGUGGCUGUGAAUAAUGAAGAAGUUGGACGAUUAAUGGACUUGUAUGACAGAGCCCUGAAGAACAAUGUGCCGGAUGUACAGCUUGUAGAUGGUGAUCAGAUUAAGAAGCAUGAGCCAUACUGCAAGGGUGUGAAGGCAAUCUGGUCCCCACACACAGGCAUUGUGGACUGGGGCCUAGUUACUGAGCAUUAUGGCAAGAAUUUCCGAGAUAAAGGGGGAGAGAUCUUCCUUGACUUCAAGGUGACGGACUUCCAGCUGACAGACAAGAGCCAAAAGGACAGCACCAAGCCUAGCCAGCAUCCUGUCAGAGUCAUUAGCAAUGACAAGUCUAUCCGAUGCAAGUAUGUUUUGACCUGUGGUGGCCUUCAGUCAGACAAGCUUGCUAAAUUGUCUGGCUGUUCAGGAGAUCCACACAUUGUCCCUUUCCGAGGAGAGUACCUCCUACUGAACAAGGAGAAGGCUCACAUGGUGCGAGGGAACAUUUAUCCAGUGCCAGAUCCACGCUUCCCAUUUCUAGGUGUUCACUUUACUCCACGAAUGGAUGGCGAAGUCUGGCUUGGUCCAAAUGCAAUUCUUGCAUGGAAAAGAGAAGGAUAUCGGUGGCUAGACAUCAACAUCCGUGAGCUGUGGGAAACUAUCACAUACAGAGGUUUCCAGAAAUUGGCCAUACAGUACAUUGGCUUUGGUAUGAUGGAGGUGUUACGCUCCGCCUUUCCUAGAUUGCAGAUCAGAGCUUUGCAAAAGUUCAUCCCAGAGGUAACAGCAUCAGAUAUCAUGCGGGGCCCAUCUGGGGUGCGUGCUCAGGCUAUGAACAUUGAUGGAAGCUUAGAGGAUGAUUUUGUAUUUCAACGCGAGACAGAAUGUGAAUUGGGUUCAAAAAUCUUGCACUGCCGAAAUGCCCCAUCUCCAGGUGCAACAUCUUCCCUUUCUAUUGCAAAGAUGAUUGCAGACAAAUGUAAAGCAGAAUUUUCAUUGUGAGGGGUUGUGUAAUACUUAACUGUUCACAAGAUGUAUGGUUGAAAGUAACUGGGUAACCAUCAGAUUGCAUUUAAAAUUGUGAUAAUAAACUGAAGGUUAUGUACUUGUUAUAAAUAAAAAAUAUGUAUACUGGUGUUAGAAUCCAUAGUACCAAUAUACCUCACUGAAAGGUGACUAAUAUAUAGUUUGUUUUAUAUAAUUCAUAGAUUAUAUAUAUGUA
Penaeus monodon (black tiger shrimp) is the source of this 1632-nucleotide messenger RNA. It is a transcript of the gene L2HGDH, whose product is annotated as L-2-hydroxyglutarate dehydrogenase, mitochondrial-like. NCBI's taxonomy places the organism in Eukaryota, Metazoa, Arthropoda, Malacostraca, Decapoda, Penaeidae. The transcript is spliced from 9 exons. The coding region runs from base 39 to 1412 and encodes 457 amino acids. The record is from RefSeq and is a predicted model, not a curated record. Gene Ontology annotation, molecular function: (S)-2-hydroxyglutarate dehydrogenase activity; (S)-2-hydroxy-acid oxidase activity.